UUCUUCUUUGUCUGCGGACACGGAAGUUUAAAAGAAAAAGAAAGUUGGAGGAGAAAGAAAGGAGGAAGAGAAAGAAAGGUUGGUGUUCGUGUUGGAAUUCCUGACACUCCCCAAAGCCAUGGAGGCCAUGGCUGUACUUGAUACCAUUGGGGUGGGAGACCUGGUGUUACUGGACCCACUGACAGAAGAUACUUUAAUGCAGAACCUGGAGAAACGCUUCCAACAUAAGGAAAUCUAUACAUACAUUGGGAAUGUGGUGAUCUCAGUGAACCCGUAUCAGCCUCUGCCCAUUUAUUCGGAAAAGACAGUGGAGGAGUAUAAGAGCUGUAACUUCUUUGCAGUCAAACCCCACAUCUAUGCCAUAGCUGAUGACGCCUACCGCUCACUGAAAGAGCAAGACAAAGACCAAUGUGUUCUUAUCACCGGCGAGAGUGGGGCUGGCAAAACAGAGGCCAGCAAGCUGGUGAUGUCAUAUUUGGCAGCAGUAUGUGGAAAAGGGGAGCAGGUGAAUUGUGUCAAGGAACAGCUGCUGCAGUCAAACCCUGUCCUGGAAGCCUUUGGGAACGCCAAAACCAUCCGCAAUGACAACUCCUCACGAUUUGGCAAAUACAUGGAUAUUGAAUUUGACUUCAAGGGUGAUCCUUUGGGUGGUGUCAUCAACAAUUACCUGCUAGAGAAAUCUCGGGUGGUUCAUCAUGUCAGAGGCGAGCGGAACUUCCAUAUCUUCUACCAGCUCCUGGCUGGAGGCUCUGACCAGCUGCUCAGUCAGCUGAAGCUGGAACGAAACUGCAGCCUUUACGGUUACCUCAACAGGGAGGCCCCAAGCCUGCAGGGUGUGGAUGAUGCUGCCAACUUCAGAGCUGUUCAGGAUGCCAUGCGAGCCAUUGGUUUCUCCCCAUCAGAGGUGACGGCAGUGCUGGAGGUGACAGCCGUUGUCCUCAAACUUGGCAAUGUGCAGCUGGGAGAGCAAUUUCAGGCGAGCGGAGCAGAAGCUUGCGGAAUCCGGGAUGACAAAGUGGUCUGGGAGAUCUGUCAGCUGAUCCAGUUGAGUGAAACUGUCCUGGAACAGGCUUUGUGCUCUCGCACAGUGGAAGCCCAUCAGGAGAAGGUGGUGACAACCUUGACUAUCUCACAAGGUUACUAUGUGCGGGAUGCCCUAGCAAAGAACAUUUAUAACCGGCUAUUUAACUGGCUUGUUAGCAGGAUCAACGAGAGCAUCAAAGUGAAAACAAAUGAGCAAAAGAAAGUGAUGGGUGUUCUGGAUAUUUAUGGCUUUGAGAUUUUUCAGAAUAACAGCUUUGAGCAAUUUAUUAUCAAUUACUGCAAUGAGAAGCUGCAGCAAAUCUUCAUCUUGUUGACCCUGAAGGAGGAGCAAGAGGAAUACAUUCGAGAGGGCAUAACUUGGACUCCUGUAGACUUUUUCGAUAACAGCAUCAUCUGUGACUUGAUAGAGGAUAGCAAAGGAGGGAUCCUGGCCAUGCUGGAUGAGGAGUGUCUUCGUCCGGGGGAGGUGAAUGAAGCCACAUUCCUCAACAAACUCAACCAUGUCUUUGAGAAACACAAACACUACGAGAGCAGAGUCACCCAGAAUGCCAAGCAUAUCAUGGACGCCAGCUUGCCUGCCAACUGCUUCCGCAUUCACCACUAUGCUGGCAAGGUAACAUACAAUGUGGCUGGAUUCAUAGAGAAGAACAAUGACCUGCUCUUUAGAGACCUGUCACAAGCCAUGUGGAAGGCCAAACACGUGCUACUGCACAGCCUCUUCCCAGAAGGGGACCUCCAAAAGGCCUCACUGAAGCGCCCACCCACCACCGGUUCACAGUUCAAAGCCUCUGUGGCCACCCUCAUGAAGAAUCUGUAUUCCAAGAACCCCAAUUACAUCAGGUGCAUCAAGCCUAAUGACACCAAGGAGCCAGCUGUGUUCACAGAUGCGCUGGUUCGGGCACAGGUGCGCUACCUUGGCCUGCUGGAGAAUGUGCGGGUUCGGCGCGCUGGAUAUGCCUAUCGGCAGCUCUACAACCCAUGUCUGGAGCGCUACAAAAUGCUCUGCAGGGAGACCUGGCCACGAUGGAAAGGCAAUGCCAGGGAUGGUGUUCAAUCCCUUUUCAGCAGUCUGCCAAUUGACCCCAAAGAGCUAGCAUACGGACACACCAAGAUCUUCAUCCGCACACCACGCACGCUUUUUGAUUUAGAGGACAGACGUCAUCGACGGGUAGAGGAGCUGGCUGCUGUGAUCCAAGCAACCUUCCGGGCCUGGAAAUGCCGCAAGAACUAUCAACAGAUUCGCAAGAGCCAGAUCCUUAUCUCCUCCUGGUUCCGGGGUCAUGUGCAAAAGAAGAAAUACACAAAGAUAAAAAUGGCAGCUCUUCUUAUCCAGGCCUACAUCCGAGGAUGGAAGUCUCGUAGACUGCUGUGGGAACUGAAGGAACAAAAAAAAUGCACUCAUGCUGCCACCAUCAUUUCUGCUUACUGGAGAGGUUAUCAGACACGGAAGGGAUACAAGAAGUAUUUCCGCUCUGGGGCUUCUGAGUGCAUCACAAAUUUUAUCUACCGGAGGCUGGUGCAAAAAUUCCUCUUGGGCCUGAAAAACAGCCUCCCUUCCAUGACAGUGACUGACCAUGCUUGGCCACCUGCCCCAUACCAAUUUCUCACAGUCACCAACAAAGAACUGAAGAACAUCUUCCACCAUUGGAGGUGCAAGAAAUAUCGGGAUCAGUUGCCGCCUCAGAAAAAAGAAGCCCUACAGGACAAGCUCUGUGCCAGUGAACUUUUCCGGGGCAAGAAAAGUUUGUAUUUGAAGAGCCUCCCACAGCCUUUCCAAGGGGAAUAUCUGGGUCUGAAGGAGAAUCCCAAAUACCGUAAGCUCCAAACCACAGCUGAUGGCAAACUAGUUAUGGCUGACAGUGUGAGGAAGGUCAACCGAGCUGAUGGAAAGGCCUCACCUCGAAUCUUCCUUCUCACCAAGAGCCACAUCAUCCUGGCCGACCCUAAGGUUGCCCAGCCAAAAACAGUGAUCACCCUGAGUGACAUUGACAGUGUCUCUGUCAGCAGCUACGCAGAUGGGUUCUUUGUUCUGCACAUUAGAGAGUCCUCCACAGCAGGCACCAAAGGGGACUUCCUGCUUAUCAGUGACCACCUGAUUGAACUGGUCACCCGGCUGCACCAGACCUUGCUAGAGGCUACAAAGCAAAAACUGAAGCUCCAAGUGGCUGAUGAGUUCCUGGUGAAGUUUAAGCAAAGCAGCAUCACUGUCAAGGUGGUAGAGACGGCUGAGAAGCAGGGGGCAGCACCUAUCUGCAGAAAGAAAGGCAGCCGUCGAAUGGAGGUGUUGGUCCACUGAGGUGAAGUUGGACUGAAGGAUGCAGCUUCUUCACAGGGAGCUAAUGCUGGCCUCCUUGGGGAUUUUGGAGGGGGGAAUCUGUGACUUAGAUUUGGCCCCUGGUGGCUUCAGUCCCCCUUGCUAUCCUCUCAUCCCAUCAGAAUUGUUACCUCAGGAGCAGCUAUCUGAACACCUGUCUUCAAAAACCAAUCAACAUAUCCCAGUUUCUCCAUUUGCUGUGGAUGUAAAUGACAAAUCAUGCCUGUAUUACUGCUGACCUCUUCAGAAACGGCCUCUCUCCUGUAGAAGCCUUACCUUUUAUUUAACUGGAAAACAUGGAGGGCAGGGGGAGAGUGUCAAUAAAACAGA
Molecule: messenger RNA, 3688 nt
Organism: Rhineura floridana
Lineage: Eukaryota; Metazoa; Chordata; Lepidosauria; Squamata; Rhineuridae
Product: unconventional myosin-Ia-like
Exons: 29
Coding region: 119-3340 (1073 amino acids)
Biological process (GO): sensory perception of sound; actin filament organization; vesicle transport along actin filament
Cellular component (GO): myosin complex; brush border; cytoplasm
Molecular function (GO): ATP binding; actin filament binding; microfilament motor activity
Source: RefSeq, a predicted model, not a curated record